Messenger RNA from Elgaria multicarinata webbii, 759 nucleotides. It is a transcript of the gene OLR1, whose product is annotated as oxidized low density lipoprotein receptor 1. The coding region runs from base 1 to 747 and encodes 248 amino acids. Gene Ontology annotation, biological process: cellular response to molecule of fungal origin. Lineage: Eukaryota; Metazoa; Chordata; Lepidosauria; Squamata; Anguidae. The transcript is spliced from 6 exons. Gene Ontology annotation, molecular function: (1->3)-beta-D-glucan binding. The record is from RefSeq and is a predicted model, not a curated record.
AUGGCUGAAGAAGUGACCUACGCUGACUUGAAGUUCAAUACUUUAGAGCAGAACAAGGAGGAGGAAUUCCAGGAAACCAUUACUUCUGAAUCUCCCUCAGUAUCUCAUCACUGGCGACCUGCAGCAGUGAUUCUUGGGAUGGUCUGCCUGGGUCUGCUUGGAGCAGCUGCCACUAUGGGAUUCAAGGUUAUGCAGGCCUCCCAAAGAGUAAGCAAUCAGAAUGAAAACCUGACCCUGCAGAAAGAGAUGUUAGAAACCCUAUUCACAAAGCUGAAUGUUCUUCAAGCCCAGAAUCUAAACCUUUCGGAGACUGUGCAACGGCUGUCAUACUACAGAGGCCUUCAAUGCAGCCCUUGCCCAGAGAGGUGGCAACAGCGUGGAGAGAAAUGCUACUUCUUUUCAGCUAAGUGGAACUCUUGGGAAGAAAGCAAAGCUCAAUGCACUACCCUUAACUCCAGACUUCUUAAAAUAGAGAGUAAGGAAGAGCUGGAGUUCAUACUUGCAUCAGCACAGGCCUAUAAUUCUUACUGGAUUGGAUUAUUCCGCAGCAGAGCUGGUGGGCCGUGGUCCUGGGAGGACAAUAGCACCUUGGUUACUGACUUGUUUAACAUUCCAGAUGUUGGCUCCAGUAAUUAUCCCAUCUGUGUAUCGAUUCAGGGUGGGAAUCUAAUUGCUUCUGAUUGUUUGGGGUACCGGUUCUGCAUCUGUGAGAAAGUGACAGAUCCAGCAAAUCCUGGCCAUCAUUAAACUACAGAGUUU